Messenger RNA from Myxocyprinus asiaticus (Chinese sucker), 6736 nucleotides. Its product is annotated as SLAM family member 5-like. The record is from RefSeq and is a predicted model, not a curated record. The coding region runs from base 147 to 1067 and encodes 306 amino acids. Lineage: Eukaryota; Metazoa; Chordata; Actinopteri; Cypriniformes; Catostomidae. The transcript is spliced from 6 exons.
UUCACUUUAAACACUGUUAUACAGACCAGCGUGUUAUAUGGAUCCAAGAGUCAGGACCUGAUUAAUGUAACAUUUCUGUCGUGUAUGUUUCAGUUCUAGUCAUUGUACAAUUGUGGACUGUUUUAUGAGCUGUUUAUUUGAAACUGAUGAAGAAAAUGUUUGACGUGACUUUCUGUUUGUGCUUUUGGAGUCUGUUUGGUGUGUUUGGUGUUGAGACAGAUGUUUUAGAGUCAGUGUCAGUGAUGGAGGGAGAUUCUGUCACUCUAAAGAAUGAUGAUACUGAAAUACUGAGAGAUGAUGGGAUCAUGUGGACGUUUGGACCUAAACAAAUUCUCAUUGCUCACAUCAAAAGAGAAGACAAAAAUGUCAUUAAUGAUGCUGCUGAUGGGAGAUUCAGAGGCAGAAUACAGCUGGAUCAGACUGGAUCUCUCACCAUCACAAACACCAGAACUACAGACUCUGGACAAUAUAAUGCAACUACCAAAAGCAAAGAGACCCUACUGAAAAUAUUCAAUAUUACUGUCUAUGCUCGUCUGCCCGUUCCUGUCAUCACUACAGACUCUCCACACAACUCUUCAUCAUCUGAAAGUUCAUCUAAAUGUGUGUUGGUGUGUUCAGUGGUGAAUGUGACACAGGAGACUCUCUCCUGGUACAAAGGAAACAGUUUAUUCUCCUCCAUCAGUGUGUCUGAUCUCAACAGAAGUCUCUCUCUACCUCUGGAGUGUGUUGAUGAUUCUUACAGCUGUGUGGUGAACAAUCCCAUCAGAAACCAGACUAAACAUCUCAACAUUACUGAAGUCUGUCAGCCGUGUUCAGCUUCAGCUAAUACAGAUAUACUUCUGAUAGCGUGGAUUUCUGCUGCUGCUGGAAUUCUGUUGAUUGUAUUGAUAAUUGCAGUCGUGAUCUUCUGCAUCUGCAGGAAAUGUAGAAAAACAGAUCAAGAGGUCCAGACUCGUGAAGAAGAGAUAACUUAUGCUAAUCCAGCAAUCUAUCAAAGAAAAGCACUGAAAUCAAAAGUGAAAGAGGAGGAUGAUGUGGUGUACGCAGGUGUCGCCGUGAGACGUUGAUCAAACUCUCUGAGCUUCAGUUUCCUCAUAAAUGAUGAUCUAAACACAGUAACUAUCCCUGUUGAAAACACAGCUUAACUAGUAACCAGACUGUGAUGUGUUUAGGACAAUAAACUUCUGUUAUCAUGUACUCACCCUCAUGUUGUUCCAAAGGUAGAAUAUCAGCCUCAGUCACCAUUCACUUUCAUUAAAUGAGAAAAAGAUGCAAUGAAAGUGAAUGGUGACUGAGGUUGAGUAAAUAAUGACAGAAGUUUUACUUUUGGGUGAACUAACCCUUAAAUACAAUACAUUCAAAUUACAUUUAUAUCAAACCAGCACUGUACAGUAUAAACCAGCCUAGACCAGCAUGGGAAUUCGUGCUGGUCUAUGCUGAACUUUUAAACAUGGAUGACUCUGUUUAGUUGUUUAUUUGUGUGUGUGUGUUUUGUGCCACAUAGAGGCCCUGUUUACACAUGGUAUUAAGAUGCAUUUUCGGUGAUCUGAUCACGUGUUUAGCCGAGACGCAUUCCUGUUUCAACCUUGUAUAACCAUGUGUCUCAAAUGUGUCUCCUGUGAUCACUUGUGUCGUAUUUGUAGGGGAGGGUCUCUGAUUUAAUGAGGACAUGCAUCAGUCACUAUGUCAGUGUGUUACUGCAUGACAUUAAAGCGUAACAAAGUUAGAAAAGACAAAGAAAGCAUGAAAAAAGGCACAAUUUAAUCUAAGAACAAUCACAACAUUUUGAGUAGUAUUCUCUAUUAUUUUAUGGGUGUAAAUUAACAAAUUACAAAUACUCUCACUACUGUAAUUAAAGGAAUAUUCCGGGUUCAAUACAAGUUAAACUCGACAGCAUUUGUGGCAUAAUGUUGAUUACCACAAAAACGUAUUUCGCCUUGUCACUCCUUUUCUUUAAAAAAAAAAGCAAAAAUCGAGGUUACAGUGUGGCACUUACAAUGGAAGUCAAUGGGGCCAAUUUUUGGAGGUUUUAAAAGGAGAAAUGUGAAACAGUCAUUUUUACAGUCAUUUUAGGGUUUUAAGGUUUGUUGACAUUACAUCAUCAUGGUAAUGAAGAUGUAAAAUUGGCUAUAACUUUACACAGAGGUGGUUAGUAAGUGAUUUUAUCACAUGUUUACACAAAUAUUUUAUGUUUAUGUCUUGUGGCUAUACUUUUGAAACAAUAAGUAUUUUAACGUUUACUGAUUGGCUCCAUUGACUUCCAUUGUUAGUGUCUCACUGUAACUCAGAUUUAGCUUUUUUUAAAGAAAAGUAGGGGCGAGUCGAAAUUAAUUUUGUGAUUAUCAAUAUUAUGCCACAAAUGCUGUCGAUUGUGUUUAACUUUUAUUGAACCCGGAACAUUCCUUUAAGUAGUUUUUCCCAGAAAUUGUACUUUUUUUAAGUAGUUUAAAAGUUAAUUGUAUACUUGAGUACAUUUUAAGGGCUGUAACUGUACUUUUACUGCACUAUUUUCCCUCUGUCUGUGUUUGCUACUUCCCUCUCCUGAUUUUAUUUUUAUCCCUCAAUGUGACUGGCUACGAGAUUCUUGUGACUCAUGUCAAAUCAGGUGUAGAAAACUUGAACAGCAGCUGUAGAUCUGGCACCAACUACUAUUAAUCAAGGAUGUGGAGGAUGUUUGAAGCCAGGGCCAUAGCACCGUUUUCUGGGCCCCCUGACUGUAUAUUGCCCUGGGUCCCUUUCCUAUUAAAAAAAUACAGUUUAGAAUCCGUUGUGGGGCUCCCCUGGACCUGUUGGCCCCGCGAAUUAUUAACAUCUUUCACCCCUCUAGCUAUGGCCCUGCUUCAAGCAGCAGUACAACACCUGAACAUCCAUAGCCGCACCUAAAAGGCCUUUUCGCAGUGAGGAAGCCCAGUUGCUUGAUCGUGUCAUGUGAGUUUAGCUUGCUCAAGCCAGAUAUCAGCAUUAAUUUACCUCUAAUUUGAAGAAACAAGGUAAAUUUCAUAUUUCUGUUUACUAUUAUCUGUAUCUAUAACAUAGCCCUGUAAAUUAGCUAUCUAUCACUGAGAUUAUUGGGCUGCUAUGAGAGAUUUAUACAAUGACAACUAGGUUAUAGGGCAGGGUGAUAAAACAAUCUUGAUAUUUAUCUGGGAAUAAAAUCUUCUAUAUCCAUGAUGAACUUUUGAGUAAUUUUCUAUAUUUAGCCCAUGUUCUAUAUCUAGACCAGUGGUGCUCAUUACGUUGUUUGCGAUAGCAAUAACUUUAGUAGCUUUAAAAGUAUUAAUGUAAUGUAAUAAAACAGUGACACUUUUAAUAAUAUUGUUAAUUUUGUAUUAAUACCGACCCCUGAUGAAGAGACUGUGUUAAUUUGUAUAAUAAAUUACCAGUGAUUAGAGAAGAUAAAAUAAUUUAUAAUAAUGCUCAGCCUUUAUCAAUUUUUUCUAAUGCCUGAUAGAAAAGUAUCAACCUCUAUAGAGCAAUACUUCAGGCAGAAUAUUCCCAUCAUCAGCCACAAAUACACUUUAGAAAAUUGUGCAUCAUGCAUUAGAAUGAGAACACAACUAUUUCUGGGCUUAAAAGAUUCAAGAACCAAAUCAACGUGGAACAAUGUAUCUCAAAAGUAAUACAAUCUGGCCCCAUGUACUACUUAAAGCCCGAUGUGGCCCCUGUUGUCACGGUUGGGGUUUGGGGAAGGAAAAAGGACCCAAAAGCAGAUGAACAGCUUUUAUUGACAGAGAAUGUGGAGUAACUUAAUGGCUUUUCCAACGCUGGCCAUAGACGGCUGAUCCAACAAGCUGCUGGUAGAAAGAGAGUCAGAGAUAGGCGUUACCAACGCUGGCCAUAGACGGCUGAUCCAACAAGCCGCUGGAAGAAAGCGAGUCAGAGAUAGGCGUUUCUAACGCCAGCCGCAGAUGGCUGAACCAACAAGCCGCUGGAAGAAAGGGAGUCAGAGAUAGGCGUUUCUAACGCCAGCCGCAGAUGGCUGAACCAACAAGCCGCUGGAAGAAAGGGAGUCAGAGAUAGGCGUUUCCAACACCGGCUGCAGAUGGCUGAUCCAACAGGCUGCUGGAAGAAUGAGAGUCAGAGAUAGGCAUUUCCAACACUGGCCACAGAUGGCUGAUCCAACAAGCUGCUGGAAGAAAGAGAGUCAGAGAUAGGCAUUUCCAACACUGGCCACAGAUGGCUGAUCCAACAAGCCGCUGUAAGGAACUGGUGUGUUCGUGAGGCGAGUGUGCAUUGUGGAAGUCUGGAGCACUCCAAAGAGAGUCAGCUGAAGUUGGUGUGGUGCAAAGCCAAGCCCAGACAAAUCUCUCAAGAUGCGGGCAGAUGUCGAGGAAUCCUCCUCCACAGUACUGGGCACCAACUGGUGAGAGCGACUGCAAGCAGGCAGGUAACCGCACCUCUAUUGACAGGCAACCAACAGACACACGAGCAUGCUCCAACUACACAAGAGAGAAAAGUUAGACAUGACAGCAAACAGCAAACAUGACAGCGAACAAUAAACUGGAAAAGGAGGAGGGGAAACACAAGGAAUAAUUAGGGAGUGCAAUUAGAGGAGAGCAGGUGGAAGCAGGCAAGUAAUUCAUCACCAUGAUCAGCAUCUCCCCGGGAACUUCCCAUGGAAAUACUGAUCAUGUGUGCUGGCCACCUGUGAGACACGAGGGAGAGAAAAACAAACAACAGUUAGAGCCGGCACACAUGCCGGAUCCGUGACACCUGUACCAAAAAACUUUGCCCACCCCUGCUCUACACCCCCUCUAUUGUGCGGGACGUGACAUGCCAACUGCCAAGUGACAGUCUUUUUCUGCUUUUUUAGUUGUUUUUGCAUUGUUCUGAACAUAAUGUUUAUGCACAACAAUAACUUGCUCUGUCAGCAUUAAGGAAAAUUUAGACCCUACACAUACAUUUAUUUUAAUGUAGCUGUUUCAUACAUUAUGAUUUAAAAUGGUGAUCAGUGUAUUGAAAAUAACUUUUUCAUCUUUUCAUCUGGGUAAUCACAUCGCCUUUUUAUUUUUUGGAAUCAGAUUCAGGUUUUUUUUUUUUUCUUAGAUAAGUGAUGUAUUUUAAAAGUUGUCAGUCAAAAAAAGCACAUAUAUUUUUCAUUCUUUCUGGCAAACAGCCAUAAAAGGGAAUGUAAAUUAUGGUAUGUGUGCUACAUUUUGAAAUUGCAGCAUACAGUGUUUAUUAUAAGGGAUCAUCGCAUUCGCAGCCCAAUACUCACUACUCAUGAGUACUUUUAAAUGAGUUUCACUUUUACUCUUACUUGAGUAGUUUUUAGGACAGGUAUUUUUUUUUCUACUCACACUACAGUUUUUGGGAAGUAACAGUACUUUUACUUGAGUUUGAUUUUUUUGUCUCUGCAUGUUGAUUUCAGACACACUGAAGAAGAUCCAUGAGGUUUAUGUAUUCACUUUUUCAAGUUUCUGAACGGACGGUUAUUUCCUUUGAAAGCAGCAUGUAACCGGCAAUAUUUAAAGUCUUGUUUUAGCGUAGCAGUUGAUUGACAAGUGAGGAGUGGGUCUGAGAUGCAUAAAGGAUGGAUUAGCAUUUAUACAUAAAAUGUGACGUGUUCACAUUAAUGUUUGACUAUCUCUAUAUGUGGUUUCAGUGCUCAAAUCACAAAAAGUUUUAGACCCUGUUAACGCCUGUAUUUAGUGCUGACCACAUGUGAUCGGAUCACCAAACACACAUCUUAAUACCAGGUGGAAAUGGGGCCAGAUUUCCUCUAAGUGAUUUUAGUUUAUUUUGACUCUGUUUAAUUAAUUAUGCCUAAAGUUAUAAUGGUCAAACAUCACACACACGGUUGAUCAUGGGGCAUAAAAUUGAUUUUUAUCAGGGAUGGAUGAACAAGCUUUUAAUCUAUUUUUUAUGUUUAAUUUUUGAAAAUGUCUUUUAUAUCUUCUUUUUUUUUCCUUCAAACGUCAGGUUGAGUAUUGUGUCAGUGCUGGUGUAAUGCUGUUCUGAUAAAUGUCUGUUGUACAGCAGAUCACUCUGCUGGAGCGCUAUCUUGGGUCUCUAUAUAGAAGUGCAUUGUGUCACUAACAGCUCUGUCUGCUGUUCCUUUAGUGUCAAUACGCCUGUUUACACACAAGCAGAGCGAGUUUCUGCCUAAAUAGUAUAUAAAACCAUUUUUAUGUGAAUUGAUACAUUCAAAUCAAUGUGAAGAUUUACAUUGUGAUAAGAAUGCAUUUAUGAAUAAUUUACACAGAAAUUCCAAUGCACUUAUGAUCACCUUGCUGCUUUGAAAAUUCUCUUUAGUAUUUAUAUUUCUAUAUAUAAAUCUUUAUAGCAUUUGAUUUCACAGUUCGUCUCUUUAUAUUCCCCACUCUAUUGUUGGCCAUGAGCUCUGUAAAGAUUAUAUGGAGAAAUUAGUGUUUAAAACAGAUAUAGUUCCUGUCCAAGAGCCGUGUUUGUAUUUAGCAAAUGCUUUAUGUUUAAAAUACUAGAGAUACAACUAGGCCAUUUGAUUAUUUUAUAAAAUGACUUGGAUAAAACUAUAUAAACCUAUGAUAUUUUUAAGGGUAAUGUUCAGUGAUGAUAUAUUCUAAACAUUAAAAUUUUACAGAUAUUAAACACAUUGUGGCUCUGGGUGUUUCUGUUGAAAAAAAGAGCACUGCUAAAUGGUUUUAGGAAGUUGAAGCUUAAAUAAGGGUGAAAAAAACUGUGUGAAAUGAGAGGCCAGAGAUGACUCAUAAGGUGUAAAAAAAAAAAGAAAGGAAAAAAAGAAAAUACUGACUAC